This is a messenger RNA of Varanus komodoensis (Komodo dragon), 3047 nucleotides long. It is a transcript of the gene CFLAR, whose product is annotated as CASP8 and FADD like apoptosis regulator. The record is from RefSeq and is a predicted model, not a curated record. Lineage: Eukaryota; Metazoa; Chordata; Lepidosauria; Squamata; Varanidae. Gene Ontology annotation, molecular function: protein binding; cysteine-type endopeptidase activity. The transcript is spliced from 12 exons. Bases 720 to 2138 code for a protein of 472 amino acids. Gene Ontology annotation, biological process: negative regulation of extrinsic apoptotic signaling pathway via death domain receptors; proteolysis.
UGCGUCGCCAUCCAAGCUGCGCGUCUACCCAACCCGAAAGUCCAAGCAGCGGAACUGUGCUCAAUGGCGAUGGCGGUGACCGGAGUUGCGAAAUGCCCGUGCUGAGAACCAGCAAGGGGGAGCUCGGGCGAUAGGAUCGGGCGCGCUGGAUGAUUAAGAACAACAGAUAAAUUGCUUCAUUUCACAACUUUCCUGCAUGAACAGAAGGCACCAUCUGACUGUUUGGUCUUUUGUCUCUGGAUGGCCUACAAAAUAUCUCUGUAUGAACUGCAGUUCUGUUACUGAAAAUACUUUUCUGGGGUUUACUUUUGGAUUUUGUGGUUUCAUUUCCUGUGGACAUUCCGAGUUUUGUGAUUAGGAGAACUUUGCUAGAAACUGGGCAUUCCAUUUUUCAUUCAACCUGAGCCUUGGGAAAGCAAGAGCAAGCUGUUUUAUUUCUGAACGUUUGAGCAGUUUGUAUCUCACCAGACGCCUGCCCGAGUGCUAGCAGUGAACUGGUUGGGUUCUGUAUCAGGUGAUGCAAAUCAGCAGUGACUGGGCCUUUACUAUCGUGUGGGAUCCCCCCACCCUGCAGAGGUUUUCUUCAUAUCUAAACACAAGGCACAUCUGCUGAAGAUCAACAAAGAGGGAGGAAAAUACACUUGGUUUGCAAGCAAGCCUCAUGAAGUGGCAUUCCUGUCUCAAACACACACGGGACUUUAAAGGAGAAGUGGCUUGUGAUGACAGUUUACGGGGUACCAGCUGCCCACCUUCACCAGAUUGAGCAGGAACUGGAUACAGAUGAAAAGGAAGCCAUGCUCUUCUUGUGCCGAGACCUUGUCCCUGAUCUGCCCAUGCCGGAUGUUCGGAAGCUCUUGUUGACUUUGAGCGAGAGGUCGAUGUUGACACCUGUGAGCUUGUCUGAACUCUUAUACCGAAUGAAGAGAUAUGAUUUGCUGAAGAAGGUCUUGGGGACCAGGAAAGCAGCAGUGGAAGCGAACUUGGCCAUGUGUCCUCAGAUGGUGUCAAAGUACAGAGUUCUGAUGACUGAAAUCAGCGAAGAUCUGGACAAAGAUGACUUGAAUUCCCUUGUUUUUCUUCUCAUGAAUGACCUUGGAAUGUCCCAUGUGAAGAUGGCAAAAGAUAAGAGUUUCCUGGCAAUAAUAACUGAGCUUGAGAAGUUAGACCUGGUGUCACCUAAUCAUCUGGAUUUAAUAGAAACUUGCUUCUUAAACAUUCACAGGAAAGACUUGGCAAAAAGAAUCCAGCAGUACAAAUGGGAAGCUCCAGUGCACCCCACUGGCUCCUCGCUUAAGUGUGCGAAUGCACUUCAGGCAUCGUUUCCGGAGCUGUCUCUUGCUGACCCUCCAGGGAUUGUGAACAAAGAAAGAUUGCUAAAUGGAGCACGUGCUGUUCAGGCAGAACAGAUUCACCUGUCCAUACCAGAAACAGGAGGAACCCUGCCACAGGCAUCAGGCAAGUAUCGAAUGCAGAGCCAGCCACUGGGAGUCUGCCUCAUCAUAGACUGCAUUGGCAACGAUGCCGUUAUGAUUGCAAAGUCCUUUAAGGCACUGUGUUUUGAAGUUCGAUGCCACUUAUUCUUGACUAUGGAUUCCAUGAUGCGAGAGUUGUAUGAAGUAGCAAGACUGAGACAACACAGAGACUACGACUGCUUUGUUUGCGUAAUGGUCAGUCGAGGUGACCAUCAGGGUGUCUUCUGCACAAACCACAGCGGUCCAGGAUUCUCUCUGGAAAGGGUGAAAAGCUUUUUCACUGGUGACCGGUGCCCGGAUCUCUCAGGAAAACCAAAGCUCUUUUUUAUUCAAAACUAUGUUGAGCCUGGCAAUAGGCGAGAAAACACCAGUCUGAUUGAGGCAGACGGAAAUCUGUGUACUAUCCCACAAGUUGCAGAUAUUCUCUGGAGCCAAAGUAUGUCGGAUGCAUCUAUUCUAGAGAGAUCACCAAACUCAUCUUCCUACUAUCUGACUGCCCUAACUGAUCUGUUGAUUGAUCCACACAAAAGAAUGUUGCCUCUUCUGGAUAUUCUUGUGGAGCUGAACAACAGAGUUUAUGAGUGGAACAGAACUAAUCUUUCACAGCAGUGCUCACUGGUAUUAAAGCAUACUCUGAGGAAAAAACUUUUCCUGUCUGGCAUCUAAAACAGUGGUGGGUGAGUUUCAUAAGGCCUUCCUCAAGAGCUAUCUGCAGGUAUCUCUUGAAGGGUUAAGUACAUGAGAACAGGUAUUCAGACAUGUUUUGCAUCUUUUUAGGCCACUCUGUCAUGUAAACUUUCAACAGAUGCUCUGCCAAGGGAUGCAGCUGAUAAAUAACAAUUUCAGUAGCAUGUGCUGUAACAUCACGUGACAGUAAAGCUUAGGCAAUUGAGGGUACUGCCUUUUAAGUGGAUCAUUUGCCACAAACCAGUGGAUGGAUCAUGGAAAGCAUGAAAGUGGCAAAAUGAGUAACUCAGGGUGUGAUCCUGUGUUGGCUGGAGCAUGCUAGAAAUUGUAGAAAUUUUUCCCUAUUAAAACGUAGGGAAACAUAGGAUUGCCCCUUUACUGUUCCGGGAUGAAGUCUUAUUUUAUUGUAUUUUGCAUGUAAGAUUUUCUUGGGCAAAGGUUAAGUGCUGUUUAACACCACAAUUUAUUCAAAUACGUAGCAUUACUCCUUUUUCUUAUCUUUUUAAGGUACUCAAAAUUAAGGCAACAAUUCCUUCAACAUAUUUUGCCAUUUAAAUCUGAGUACUUGAUGUGUCUGUCUUUAAAGAGCAAUGUAUCAGUUCCUAGCUUUUGGAUCUAUGAACCUCAGCUUGUUUUUACCCUGUUCUGGUAUAAAGCUGUUUCUUCUGUGUGUUUCUGUGGAAUAUAUGGCCUCUGGAAUUGCAAGGCAAAUAGUCGUGGAAACAACCUGGGUGGAUAUCCACACACAAGACUCUGUGAGCCCUGUCUCUUCUCUGUAAUCUGAAGACAAUACGAAUGCUAAACCACUAUUUGAAAUAGCAAUGCACCAAUUUUGAACUAGUUUAAUUAUAUUUUGAAAAUAAAAUAAAAUUUUAAUUUUAAAAAUGA